AUGGUUUAUAAUUUAUUAAAGCACCUAUCCAUAAAAUUGAUUUAUAUCUUACUGAUAAUAAAUAUAUCUGGUUUUCAACUAAGAAAUAAAAUUCCAACGAUAAAAGAAAACGAAUUUAAAAAUGAUCAAGCUAAAAUACCAAUUCAUAAGGUAAUACCUUACUUUAGCAAAGAAACUGUAAUAUUAGAAGGCAAUGAAGUAAAAAAAAUAAAUGUUGAGGAUAAUAUAUGUUCAAAUUCAAUUAAAGACCGUGAACAUUUAAAUAGCCCAUCAAGUAUAUCGUUCGAUCUUGAAAAUGAAGCCCACAGUAUCGAUAUAAGGUAUGAACAUAAUGUAUAUUAUCAUGCAAUAGAGACUUUAAAAUUUUUGAAAUUUGGUGUAUGUAAUAAAGUAUUAAAAAUAAAAAUUCCUAUAACUAACGAUCUAUGUGAAUAUGAAGCAUUUAGUAGUUAUAUUUUAAAAGUAAAAUACUUAAAAAUCAUAAAAAGUGAGAAAUUGCUCCAUGAUAUGUUAAAAAUUGGAAAAUUUAUUUUAGUAAAAGUAAAGGAUGAUUUUAUAUUAAGCACAGACAUAGCUAGUUUUAACAAAGAUGAAUAUUUUGUGUUCAGUGGGACAAUGAAAAAUAGUUCAAUACUUAUUGAUAUAUCAGAUUUUAUAACAAAAAAAGUAUGCCCUAAAAAUAUUACCCCCCAAAAAAGUGAUAAUAAUCCGGAAAAAAUAAAUCGAGAGGAGGGAAAUUUGGAUAUAAAAAAACAUAUUACAUUAAUUUUUUUAACGUCUCAUUCAUUGAGUGGUGUGAUUAUUUUUCCCGAGUUUCCACCAAACGUCAAAGAUAUAAAACACAAAAAUAUUAGAAAUAUUGUAAAAAUAACAAAAUCUAUAAAGAAAGAAUACAUAAAUCUAGAAAUGAUGUCACCUUGUUAUAACGCAUGUGCUGAUAACCUUUCAUAUCAAUGUAAAUAUAAUAAAUGUACAGAGAAAGAUACAGCCUUUUGUGAUAAAUAUUUUUACAUAAGUUUUAACAAAUGCUUACCCACGGCAUGUGAAAACAUACUAAAUGAGAGUAAUGCAAAUGAUAAAGAUGUAAACAAUAUGCUUACGGAAAAAAAUGAUAAAUAUAAAGAAGAAGAAGAUAUAUAUGGAAAUGAAAUGAUAAGAAGGGGAAAGAACAAAAAAUUGAGUAUCUUUAUGUGGAUAAUAAAUAAUAAAAACAUUUCUCUCGGUAUACUAAUAUUUUUUAUUUUUGCAAUAAUAUUUGGAUGCCUAUAUUGUUAUUUUCGUUCUAUGUUGAGCUUUCAUAAUGAUGAAGAAUAUUAUGUAUCAAAAUACAAAUAG
This is a messenger RNA of Plasmodium berghei ANKA, 1335 nucleotides long. Its product is annotated as conserved Plasmodium protein, unknown function. Bases 1 to 1335 code for a protein of 444 amino acids. The transcript has 5 exons. NCBI's taxonomy places the organism in Eukaryota, Apicomplexa, Aconoidasida, Haemosporida, Plasmodiidae. The record is from RefSeq and is a predicted model, not a curated record.